AUGAGAGGAGUAGAAGAGAUACCCAGGGGUAGGCCUGCAAAUGUUUAUUUUUCAUCUUUAUACCAUGCAAACCCUAGCUUGGGGCGAAGCGAAAACUUGAAAAGGCCAUCAAACAGUGUCGAGAGUUCAAAACAAGAGGGAAUCAAUGAAAAUGGAAAAGAUUCACGACAGUCGAAUGGAUCGAAGCGUAAAAGAGUGAACUAUAAUGUUCAGCAGAUUCAAGCGGAGCAAUUUCUAACUGCACGCCCGAAAUCUAAGUCCAUAUCCGCCGAAUUUGAAAAUGAGAUGAUGAGCAACGGUGAGCCAUCAGAGGCAAAUAUAUCAAUAGCCGAACUGCGUAGGGCAACAAGAAGGUUUGAUGAGUUAAACAGAGAGAACUACAAUGAGAAUGUCAAAAUAGAGAUACCUAAGUCAGUAACAGGAUUAGUGAUCAACAGGACCUCAAAUGCAAGUCCAGCAGUGAAGAGGUUUUUGGUGUCCAAGAAAACAUGGAACAAUUAUAUGGAUGAAUUAAACAAAAGCGAAAUAAAGCUUAUAACUACUGGGAUCAGUCCGUUGGAGGUGAAACCCAAUAUGUUUCAACUUGAAAAGUUGUGUACGAUAUGUGGUGCUGUCAGUUACAGCUCUUGUAUUAAAUGUAGUUUACGUGUUUGCAGUGUUAAAUGUCAAAAUAUUCAUAAUGAAACAAGGUGUACACAUUUUUAA
Pichia kudriavzevii is the source of this 705-nucleotide messenger RNA. RefSeq lists its product as uncharacterized. The transcript has a single exon. The record is from RefSeq and is a predicted model, not a curated record. The coding region runs from base 1 to 705 and encodes 234 amino acids. Lineage: Eukaryota; Fungi; Ascomycota; Pichiomycetes; Pichiales; Pichiaceae.